GACCGGGUUAGCCAUUUAGACUGUUUCACCAGUGUCUAUUUGAGAAAACCAUCAUUUAAUCUGGAAAAGACUACAUGAUGAAGACACUUUAUAAUGAUGCUCUAGUGGUGUUGCUAUGUUUUGAGUUAAUCAAAAAUUGUACUAUUAUGUCUAUAGUGAAUAGCAAAAGACCGUUUUCUUGGAUGCACGAAAAAACCACAUCACGCCGUCUUGUUGGCGAAUGGAUCACAAUUGAUUGUACUGUCAACGAUAUAAAUACACUCGCCGAACUCUGGGAUGAGGAUGACUCUCAAAAUCCUUUAAAAAUUGACAACGAAACAAUAAAAAUGGUAGAAAAGAAUAUCUUCAAUGUCACAAAAGUGACCUCGUCCAAGAUAUAUAUAUGUAAAGCCCCCAACACGAAUCCAAAACGUUAUUUUGUUGAGGUGAAUACAGAAGUAAAGUCCUACUUGAAACCCCGGAUUAUAAAACUGCCAAACAAAACAUCCUACAAUAUGAAUGAAAAUUUGGUCUUGCUCUGCGAAUUUUUUGACAUGCAAAGCAACAUUUAUAGUAACUUUAAAAUUCUGAAACACUACUACUUCCUGUUUUGGGAAAAAGAUGGCAGAAAAAUAAAACGUUUGGAGACAAAACAAAAGCUUGUGCUUGGUCCAAUGACGUCUGAAAAGGAGGGAAUCUACAAGUGUGUAAUCCAACGAAAAGACAUUUACUCUAAAUCAUCUCCAAUGAUUAAAAUAAAACUUAAAGAAUUGACGAAACCCACAGUGAAAAUUGAAAACGACGCAAAAGAAUUUUCUGUUUACGAAGGAAAUCCUUUUUCAAUAAUCUAUCACGUGACGUCAAAUCCUGCUUCCGACAUCUAUUGGUCGCAUUUGUCAGAUGAUGGCCAAACCUUCCACCUCAUAACGCGUUGUCUCUCCUCAGAAAAUCACUGUCAAGUACACGAAGGGUCAGAAAAGAUAACAAGAAAAUCUUUUAGAGUUGAAUCUGCUGCAUUUCCUGAAAACAACCUACUUUACAUGUUGAAUGCUAGCAAUAUAAAAGGAUAUGAAACUAAGAAGUUUUCUUUGCAAAUUCUAGUGAAGCCUCGUACAGACAUAAAAAACACUCAAUAUACCUUGCACAAUGAUGAAGUAUUGAUCAUCAACUGCACACUGAAGCCAAAAUUUUACCCAUGGCAUGUAAACUUCACUUGGUAUAAAUGCAAAUUUCACAACUGUGAAAAUGGAAGAGAUAGCUGGGCGCCAGUUUCAUACAAGUAUUCUUUGUUUAUAAAUAAAGAAGGAAUGGGUAAAACAAAAUAUCGUUGCACUGCCAGAAAUACAGCUGGAAAAGAUACAUCUCCCGUUAUAAAUGUUGAUUACAAAGUGGACACUUUGAAUGGAAAACACACUCCGAAAACUAUAAUGUUGUUUGUCAUACCAACUGGCGUUAUUACUGUAGUCAUUUUGCUCAUUACGUCGUAUGUAUUGUUCAAAAGGAAAAAACUUUACGGAGGUUUUUAUCUUCUUUCUUAUCCUCCAAUGCCUGACUACAUUGAAAAGAUAGAUAUUAAUAGAAAUAUGCACGAACAAAUGCAAAAGCUUCCAUAUAUACCCGAGUGGGAAUUUCCUAGAGAAAGAAUAACUUUCAUUAAUGAACUUGGCUCAGGCGAAUUUGGAGUUGUUUGGCUGGCCGAAGCAAUUGGCAUUUCAGCAUUUAAGCCAAGAUGUAAGUUGAAGGAGAGGGAGCAUCAGAGAAGAUUCUUAUUCUUCAAUCGAAUGACUAAAAGAAAUAAUUACGUGUAUUGCAAAGAAGUAACAAAAGUUGCUGUCAAAAAAGUGAAAGAUAAUGGGGACCGAAGCAAGCAAACUGACUUGCUGUCGGAGUUGAAAAUAUUGAUUCAUGUUGGCGAAAAUGAAAACAUUGUGAAUAUUCUUGGAGCUUGUACAAAAGGUGAUGCUUUAGCUCUAUGGGUCAUCAUGGAGUAUUGUGAACAUGGAAAUCUUCGUGAAUUCUUGCGAAACAGUCGAGGUAGAUACAAAGUGGACAAAAAUUUCUGCAAGCCGAUCUAAGACAAAGCUAUGGACCAAAAAAUCUGAUGGAAUUGGCUUAUCAUAUUUCAAAAGGAAUGGCAUUCUUGAUUU
Xenia sp. Carnegie-2017 is the source of this 2126-nucleotide messenger RNA. Its product is annotated as platelet-derived growth factor receptor alpha-like. The record is from RefSeq and is a predicted model, not a curated record. The transcript is spliced from 10 exons. Gene Ontology annotation, molecular function: ATP binding; transmembrane receptor protein tyrosine kinase activity. The coding region runs from base 75 to 2054 and encodes 659 amino acids. Lineage: Eukaryota; Metazoa; Cnidaria; Anthozoa; Malacalcyonacea; Xeniidae. Gene Ontology annotation, cellular component: signaling receptor complex. Gene Ontology annotation, biological process: multicellular organism development; protein phosphorylation; cell surface receptor protein tyrosine kinase signaling pathway.